GCUGACUAACUGGCCAUUUCCUUCUGUUUUCUGAGUAAAUUCGGUCACACUGGUGAAAUUUUCUGGUAGUAGCUGUGCUGUGAAAAAUAUUUAUAGUGAAAAAUAUACUUCAAAGCCACUUGCCCUUCUUUGGUGGAAAAUUGAAGCACAGCAAUUGCGCAGCAAAACCAAACAGAAACAUGGGCGAUGUUAUGAAUAUCGACAGCAUCAUAUCAAGACUUCUGGAAGUGCGUGGGGCACGGCCUGGCAAAAACGUUCAGCUCUCCGAGAAUGAAAUUCGUGGCCUCUGUCUGAAGUCGCGAGAGAUAUUUCUGUCGCAGCCCAUACUGUUGGAGCUGGAGGCGCCAUUAAAGAUUUGCGGUGACAUACAUGGCCAAUACUACGAUUUGCUGCGACUGUUUGAGUAUGGUGGCUUUCCACCGGAAUCAAAUUACCUGUUUUUGGGCGACUACGUUGAUCGUGGCAAACAGUCGCUGGAAACCAUCUGUUUGCUGCUCGCCUACAAGAUCAAAUACUCGGAGAACUUCUUUUUGUUGCGCGGCAAUCAUGAGUGCGCCAGCAUAAAUCGCAUCUACGGCUUCUAUGACGAAUGCAAGCGUCGCUACACCAUCAAAUUGUGGAAGACAUUCACCGACUGCUUCAACUGCUUGCCAGUGGCAGCCAUUGUGGAUGAGAAGAUAUUCUGUUGCCAUGGUGGUCUCAGUCCCGACCUCUCGUCGAUGGAGCAAAUUCGCCGCAUCAUGCGACCAACUGACGUGCCAGAUCAGGGCCUGCUCUGCGAUCUGCUGUGGUCCGAUCCGGACAAGGAUACCAUGGGAUGGGGCGAGAACGAUCGCGGUGUCAGUUUUACUUUCGGCGCCGAGGUGGUGGCCAAAUUCUUGGAGAAACACGAGUUCGAUCUCAUUUGCCGCGCCCAUCAGGUGGUCGAGGAUGGCUAUGAGUUCUUCGCCAAGCGACAGCUGGUCACACUCUUCUCGGCUCCCAAUUAUUGUGGCGAAUUUGACAAUGCUGGUGCGAUGAUGUCUGUGGAUGAAUCACUUAUGUGCUCAUUCCAGAUCUUGAAACCGGCAGAUAAACGUAAAAAGUAAUAUCACCAAACUCCCAAAAAAACACCAACAACAACCAAUCACACACUUUUCUAUAUACAAUGCAGGCAAAAAUUAUAAUGAUUCAACACAUAACCGAGGGGCAAUCUAAUUUUACAAUCCAACAAUCCGCACCACAAUAGCGACAAAGGGAAGAACCGAACGCUCUGCGAUUAUAAUGAAUAACAAAAAAUAUACAAUAAUAUGAAAUCCAAAAACCUGGAGAAAAUAUUAUCUUUUAAGAAAUAAAGAGAUUUGCUUCAACUACAAAAAAUAACAAGAAACAAAACAUUCACCAAGCAUUCAAAAAAACAGGCAUGACAUGAUAAUUUAGAAAACAUAAAACAACCAUUUAUUUCGAUUAACAAACUAUACCUACACACCUACAUAUACAUAUAUAUAUCUACUAUACCAUAGUCGUUUAGCGACCCACACCAUACAUAUGCAUGUACAUAUAUGUUUUGUCCAAUUUUAAAACACGAGACUAAAACGUUUAGUACAAGUUACAAAAAAAAAUCAGCAAACAGAAACUUGAACAAGGUGACGACGAACUGUAAGUCACAACAAAU
Molecule: messenger RNA, 1654 nt
Organism: Drosophila albomicans
Lineage: Eukaryota; Metazoa; Arthropoda; Insecta; Diptera; Drosophilidae
Gene: Pp1-87B
Product: serine/threonine-protein phosphatase alpha-2 isoform
Exons: 2
Coding region: 180-1088 (302 amino acids)
Cellular component (GO): nucleus; cytoplasm
Molecular function (GO): protein serine/threonine phosphatase activity
Source: RefSeq, a predicted model, not a curated record